Vidua macroura (Pin-tailed whydah) is the source of this 994-nucleotide messenger RNA. RefSeq names its product tumor protein p53 inducible protein 11 (gene TP53I11). Bases 326 to 895 code for a protein of 189 amino acids. NCBI's taxonomy places the organism in Eukaryota, Metazoa, Chordata, Aves, Passeriformes, Viduidae. The record is from RefSeq and is a predicted model, not a curated record. The transcript is spliced from 7 exons.
GCGGGCUGCGCGGCGCCGCGGCCGCCCCCGGAGCGCUCUGCCCAUGGGGCAGCCAAGCCGAGCCCUCGGGACUGUCCCCCGCCGCCGGGACCUGCGCUAGGGCGAUCCCAGAGACAGCAGGAUCAUUCUGAGAUGAGCCACCUGUAACUGGGCUCCCUGCCCCGCGAGGAUGAGGAGCCGUCUGUCAGCCUAACAGAAAGAUUUUGUGGCAGUGGUUGUUUAUUUUUCCCAGACAUCGCGAAAUUUCAUGUGACAGCGAAGCUGCUUCCUGCACCCUCCUUGUGCCACCUCACAGCCAAGGGCUCGGUGGGGCAGGGCCACCACAAUGGCAGCGAAGCAGCCCCCGCCGCUGAUGAAGAAGCACAGCCAGACCGACCUGGUGAGCAGGCUGAAGACACGCAAGAUCCUGGGCGUCGGCGGGGAGGAUGAUGACGGCGAGGUCCAUCGCUCAAAGAUUAGCCAAGUACUGGGAAAUGAAAUCAAGUUUGCAGUCCGGGAACCACUGGGACUCAGGGUCUGGCAGCUUGUUUCCGCCAUCAUGUUUUCUGGGGUCGCUGUCAUGGCCCUUGCUUUCCCUGACCAGCUCUUUGAUGCCAUCUUUGAGGAGGAAUCGGUGAGCAGCAAGACUCCCAUCCGGCUCUAUGGAGGAGCCCUCCUCAGCAUCGCGCUCAUCAUGUGGAACGCCCUGUACACCGCCGAGAAGGCCAUCAUCCGCUGGAGCCUGCUGGCCGAGGCCUGCUACUUCGCCGUGCAGUUCCUGGUUACCACUGUCUCCCUGGCUGAGAGUAGCCGGAUAGCCACAGGUGCCGUGCUUCUCCUGGUCAGCCGAGCCCUCUUCAUCCUCAUCAGCAUUUAUUAUUAUUACCAAGUUGGACGUCGUCCCAAGAAAGUCUAAUUCCUGGGUUUUUUUGUUAUGGGAAAGGUGGGAGGGGGGAGUUUGUGUCGGUAAUUUUGCAUUAUAAUUAUAAUUUUUUUAAAUUUUUUUUUUUGUUAA